UGAGGAUGACAGCGGGGUGGAGUACUUCCUGCUGUUUGCUGGCAGCACCCAGAGACACCUCACCAGCACCCUGAGGAGCAGCCAUGACACCCUGCAGGCUCUAUGCCCGGGUGAGCACGGCAGGCCGUGCCAAUGGCCUGGAGGGGGCACUGCUCCUGGAUGAGUGUCAUGUUCCCCUGCAAGAGUGUGAGCGUCUGGAUGAGAGCCUGGCGCUGGCCCUUCGCCACCUAAAGCUUCCCCCGGAAUGGAGCCUACUGGGAAAGAAACUCGCUAACAGCACAGAGGUGGAGCCUCAGGAAACUCUGUUGCACUUUGCUGCCCGUCGCGGCCUCAGGAGGGUGGCCGACUUCCUGCUGCAGCAGUCUGGAGCUCUAGAAGCCCUGCGAUUGGCCAACAAACAAGGCCACACCCCUGCCAGCAUCGCAGAGGAGCGAGGACACACAGAACUUCACCAGCUCCUCACACAGGCUGAGGCAGACACAGAGACAGAGAGAGGGACAUUGACCAUCCAGCCUUUCACUACAUAUGCCAGGGUGGUCUGCCACCUCCCGAAACUGAAAACACACACAUUGACGGUGGGCGCGCACCCCGGGCAUGAACCACCUACUCUCCAGAGGAGCGUGGAACAGCUCCGCCACUUGAUCUGCCAUCUCCAUGCCAAGGGUGUUCCCUCACUAGAUCUGCAGUCUGAGUCACUACACACAGCCCCAGAAUGCAGUGAAGGUGUAGAAACAGAGACGGCCUGUUCAGAAAGACUACAGCAUUGGUCAAGCACACAGAUCCAGGGGUGUGAGGAGGAACACAGCCCAGAAGGAAGCAGCAGUAGCACUGUUGAAGUGGGACAACCGGGGAAUGCAGAGAUAAGAGGUUGUUCUCCUUUCAGUCUUCAGACAUCCGAGCAACCAGAAGAUGAUGACUUCAGAUUACACCACAGUCCAAACACUGACAGAGAUUACUGCGAGACAAGGGAGGAACGCAGGGAGGAGGGAGCAUGGGAGGGGAGGACGGAGCUGCUGGUUGCUUUCGAUCGGAGUGUGAGUCUGUGUGACGGGGCUAGCGGGACACGGGGGGAGACAGAAGGGAAGAGUCCAGAGGUAGGAACCCCCCUACCUCCAGCUAAAGGUAAACAGACAGCGGAAACUGAUAAAGAAGAGUCUCUAAUCUGUCAAUGGCUGGGGCCCCCAGAAAGGACAGAUAGAUUCAGCCGAGAAGGCGAGGAGAGCCUAGCAGUGGGAGAAGAGGAGAGUGGCUCAGGGUGCAGAAAUCCAACAGUGUUCAGCAGAGACGAGCCAGUUUCCAACAUGGGCAACGUGCAGUUGUCGGAGAACUCUGAGGUGCUGGACACAUCUGACUCUGAUAUGGAGAAAUGCUCCCAGGAUGGGGAAAGUGUACAGAGGGAGGAGGAGGAGGUGCAAAGCAAACAGGAUCCCUGUGGCAACCUUGGCUUUACUGGGGAGGAACAAGAGAGCAAAGGGUUGAUAGACCCCACCUCCUCUAAACUGAAUCUUUCCAACUCCUAUCCAACAGGCUGCGGUGACGUAAGGCUGGAGGUGAUGUCAGAAUCUGUAGGGCCGCGUCCCACGAUUGAGGGCCUCGGUGAGGGGGAAUAUUCAUCAGACAUAAACAAAAUUGAACAAAACCAGGAAACAGCUGGUAGGGAUUAUCCUUCAGAAGAACAGUGUAACUUGGCUGAUAAUCACAGCCAUGUAGCUCCAGAUUCUGGAGGCCAUUCUGAGGAUUAUUCAGAGAAGCAAGAAGACACUGGAGUAUCAAGUGGUAUAGGACUAGAUGUUGCAGAGUCAGCUGAUGUAGAUGAGCAGGCUGAAGUACCCAGAGCUGAUAUAGAAAGCACCAGUUUGCCUUUAAAUGAACCUGACAAACUUGAACAAACAUGCAUAGAUAAUACAGUUGAUUUGCAAACUGCAGGUAACUCUAUAGAGAGUACAGGGGCAGACACAGUCAGUUUUGAGCCAACUGAGAUGAUGUCCAGCUUGGGGAAUGGACACACCGAGCUAGAUCCAGGGAUGACCCAGCAGGAUGUGGUUCAAACCAAAAAAGGGGAAGUGGAUUUGGUUGGGAUCCAAUCAGCCAAAACAACUGGCACAGGGCCUAAUGAAAGCAAUGCCACUUUGAUGCCUGAGGAGUCGGGGCUACCUUUGGAGCAGAGCGUAGAUGUUCUGAUAGUAACGGACAGUGGAGAGGCCUGCCUGACCCCCCCUGACACUGAGCCUGAAUCACAACCGUCACCCAGCCUUGGUACAAUGGAAGCGUUGAGCCCUGAGGGGACAGGAAAGAGGCUUUCUUCGGAUUCUUCUGUAGGAGGUCUGUCAUUAGAGACUCUUUUUGCGGAGAGUGAGGGUGCUCAAGUCAUGGAGACCGUGGAGGAGUAUUUAGGGUGA
Messenger RNA from Lampris incognitus (smalleye Pacific opah), 2399 nucleotides. RefSeq lists its product as uncharacterized. Lineage: Eukaryota; Metazoa; Chordata; Actinopteri; Lampriformes; Lampridae. The coding region runs from base 84 to 2399 and encodes 771 amino acids. The record is from RefSeq and is a predicted model, not a curated record. Gene Ontology annotation, cellular component: plasma membrane. The transcript has 6 exons. Gene Ontology annotation, biological process: regulation of Rho protein signal transduction.